AUGCCGAAGUUUUUAGACCCUUUAAUCAAUGUUCUUUUCAAUAACCCCAGACUUGAUGAAUAUCCGCAAAUCGCUUCAAUUGUUGACAAAAUUGCUGGUACUCCACAGAACUAUGUGAUCAUUGUUCCUGCCGCACACAAGUUCAAAUUUGAGGUAGACAAGUAUUCAAGGAAACGCUUUGAGGACCUUUGUUGGGAACCAUCUUUCAUAGAAUCACAUAUUGUUGACUUAAGGACCAUUGAAAGCGUUGAUAGACACAAGAUUUUUUACACUAUCAAUCACAAAAGGCUCAUACUUCAGCAAGACAAAAUUUUGGUUGAAUCCAACGGUCUUAUACUAAGAAGCUCAGAAAUACUCAAUCAACAGCUUUUGCGCAGCGUCGCAACAUACUUGCCUUUUGGAUCUAUAUUUAACAUUUGCACGGUGGACUUCCCUUUAUUUGGGUUUGUGCCUAUUGGUAGUGAUGACACGGAUGCUGAUGACAACUACUUUCAUCCUCAGUAUAGGAGUAUAUCAAUAAUUCCUGCAGAUGCUCAGAUAGCUACCUCACAUGUCUUCGAUGAUUUGAUGAAAAAUUCUACCCAAUUGACCGCAUUACUCGGUCCCAAAUUCCAUACAUUAUUUCAUGAUCUUGAUUUUGCCCAUGCAUCCGACCAGAUUGGACUUAAGGCUAUGUUCGCGUCAGCAAUAGGAAAAGGAAGCGAAAUAUUUCGGUCUCUUCCAAGGGCAAUCUAUUCCGAUAUCGUAAGAAAAGCAGAUCAGUCUAUGCUCAAACAAGGAAUUUACGACUACGUGGAAAUGAAUAUGCACGAUAAAUUUUGGCUUCAGUUCACAAAUCUUUACGGCUCCCAAACUGAUACCUUUUUAAAUGAAAAUUAUCCCAAAUUAGGGUACUUGAGUAUCACACAAAUCGGUUUGCCAGACUCAAUUCAAAAACAGCCUUUUGCUAAUAAAUUGCUUUUAAGGAUCGUGGGCCAGGCUGCAUCAAAACUGAAAGAAUUGAAUUUCUCGACGACCAGUUCAUCGAGACUUGGGAUAUUUGUCGAAACGUUGGAAGUUCUCUCACAAAAUACUAACUCAACACAUGUCUCAAUUCAAAUGGAUGCAGAUAAUUUGCUCUCUCUAUUGAUAUUGACCAUAGCUUAUUCAGGGGUUCAACAUUUGCAUUGCCAUCUGAUGUAUGUUAAAAUGAUUUCAUUCCAACCCGAACAUUCACUCGAAGGAAGACAUGGUUACACUUUAUCAACAUUUGAGGCCGCCUUAAGUUUUCUAGGAACUGCAACCGUCGCAAAUCGUAUAAUUUUCAGCUGUGACCAAAAUUUGAAGUUCUGGAAGCUGAUUUGUCCCGAAAUAACUGAUGAGGAAACACAGAAUGUCGACACUAGCUUUAAUUCAAACCGAUUGAAGAAGCUUGAAUCUUGCUUGUCCUCAAUUGAUGCAAAGAACAUUAACGGAGAUCAUUUUAUCAGAAGCAUUAAUUCGCUGGGCGAGUCAUGUUUAAUGAUGGCGGUGAGAAAUGGCGACUACAGGGUAUUUAAAAUCCUUACUGAUUGCGUUGUUAUAUUCGAUCUGGAUUUCAUUCUAGAAGAUAGUGACAUGUCAGGUUUCACACUCCUUCACUCUGCACUCAUUACAAGGAAUCCUGAAAUUCUGAAAACCCUUGUUGAAAUUAUAAUCGAAGCUGAGGAAUGGGAGGUUGAAUCAUAUUGUUCAGCUGUCAAUAAACUUGGGCAAAACGUUGGCCAUUUAUUGAUGUAUUUUGGAGAGUUAAUUCCCAAAUUGGGCCCGUUUAUUAACUGGCGACAGAUGGAUAUUCAUAAACAAACACCAUUGUUUGCAAUAGUUCGGUAUUAUGAUCAUCCAGACUAUUUUGGCCUUCUCUCAAAAGUAUUCCCGAUUGUAUUGAAAUGGUACAGAACUAAAAAAAUUCCUUUCGACUAUAAAGACCACAUGGAUGGAAAACGAAACUCAUUAAUACAUUCUAUUCGAGACGGUGAGAGCCUUUCCAUGUUCAUCGAUACAUUUAAACAUGUGGAUAUCAAUUCGAUCAAUACGCAAAAUUUGACUCCUCUCAUGCAAUCCAUAAAAUAUAUGAGGGCAACCAAUGUUCAAAGGCUACUUCUCGAUCCAAGAAUAGAGAUUUUGAAGCGAGAUUCGAAUUUGUUCCUUUCAGCUCUAGACUAUCUCAAAUUUCCAGCUGUACAUCAGCUUCUGGAUCGCGCGAAUUCAAGUUUACCCAAUGUGGAUAAUCCUUCUCAAUCAUCAAAAGUCAAAUUUGAAAUCACGAAACUCGUCUGUUCAUCUCUGUCAUCUACAUAUCACCCUACUGGGGCCAAGAAGUCUGCAACUCUCAUCAGAACUAAAUUAGGGGCGGAUAAGGGCUUUCUGGUAUAUUUAUCCUGUUGCUCCUUGGUGAAUACUUUUGAAUCUAGGUUGGAUAGAAUCGCUGUGCAUAAUGACAUCGAUUUAAUUAAGAUACUGAAAGCUUUAAAGUUGAAGAGAGCGUCUGAUUUCCCACAACUCAUAAAUUCAUACCUUUUCAAUCUAAGUGAAUCCAUUCCUAGUGUUGACUUUCACCAUGCGAGCAAGCUUUGGGUCGACUUUUCAUUAAUGCAAAAGAAUAUCCUACUUUCGGCUCUCACGUUUAAACAAAACUUUCAAAUGGAUGGAGAGCUGUGGGACUACAUUUCCCUAACCAAGAAGUUCAAAGAACAAACCUUUUUGAAGAAGAAUUUUUUGGCACCCGACACUAGUGAUUUUCCCAAAUUUUCAGUCAUCGAUGUAAGAAACUCUAAAGACUUUCUUGGAUACUUGCUAGAGGAGCUUUCCACUUUUCAAAGUUCAUCAAUGAACUUUUACAAAAUCAAUGCGUUUCUGUAUCAGCUAAACAUUGAAGCUUAUCAGGUGAAUGCAGUGUCUGCCCAACUUUAUGCUCGACUGGCUCGUUUGGAUACCAAAUACUCUAGCAGAGAUCCCGAUUUUUUUGAGGAUCUGAUAUUAACCAAUUUUUCCAAAUGCUCCGCGGAGAUGAAGUCCCUUGACAAUGAAUCUUCCAGUGACAUAUUUUUAGAGUCCUUGGCAUUCUUAAGCACGACGAAUCAGGAGAUGAUGAAUGAUGUGGACAUGUUUCUAUCUGGGAAAAUUCAAGAAUGGAGAAAAGUCUAUACACGACUGCAACAAGAACAUCAACGUUUGAAACGCUUUCUUGGAUGCCAAUCUGAAUUUCGAGACCGAAAUCCACAAAUCUUCGAUUCUCUUAGCGAUCUAGAGAUCCAGUUCAAAAAUCUCUUGGGGCACUCAUAUCAUUUUGAGUACCACACAUCGACAGCUGAUGGCUUGCACCAAUUGGGGAGAAUUCAGUAUCCCGAACAGGCAAGCAAUUUGUUAUCUAAUUUCCCGCCAUUAAAAAACAAAAUAGAUAAUAGGAGACUUGCUCAGGCGGAUAAGUUUGUUUCUGAUUUCGAGCACCUCAAAAAACAGUUUUGUUUAUUGAGCUCCCAACUUAAGUCAGAUUAUGAGUCAAUUUGUGUAAAAGUGAGCAACUAUUAUCUAUUCAAGAAGACGUUUACAAAAUUCAUCUUCAAGAAGUAUGCUCAAGAACGAAUGAAGAAUUUGAAGAAGCAAAAUGACAGGCUAAAGCUUUUGUUCAAUAAAUUCAAAUCCAAUACUUACCAAUCUUAA
Messenger RNA from Ogataea philodendri, 3681 nucleotides. RefSeq lists its product as uncharacterized. The transcript has a single exon. Gene Ontology annotation, cellular component: plasma membrane; transport vesicle; early endosome. Bases 1 to 3681 code for a protein of 1226 amino acids. The record is from RefSeq and is a predicted model, not a curated record. Gene Ontology annotation, molecular function: SNARE binding; guanyl-nucleotide exchange factor activity. Gene Ontology annotation, biological process: early endosome to late endosome transport. NCBI's taxonomy places the organism in Eukaryota, Fungi, Ascomycota, Pichiomycetes, Pichiales, Pichiaceae.